Molecule: messenger RNA, 33720 nt
Organism: Zootoca vivipara (common lizard)
Lineage: Eukaryota; Metazoa; Chordata; Lepidosauria; Squamata; Lacertidae
Gene: TFEB
Product: transcription factor EB
Biological process (GO): positive regulation of DNA-templated transcription; humoral immune response; regulation of transcription by RNA polymerase II
Cellular component (GO): nucleus
Molecular function (GO): DNA-binding transcription factor activity, RNA polymerase II-specific; protein dimerization activity; RNA polymerase II cis-regulatory region sequence-specific DNA binding
Source: RefSeq, a predicted model, not a curated record
AUAGUACAACUGGCAAGGGGGGGAAGGGAUAGAGAGAGUUUAAGCAGGCAGCUUGAUUCUUUAAAGAGGAAAACUGUCUUAUGGAGUUGCCUAGCCACUCGGCUAAUCCUUGGCUGUUGCAACACAUUAGCCCAUGUUACCCACAUUACUGUAUAUCAAUCCACAUGCUUGAGGUGCCACUAGAAUUCAAGGAAAGUGGUGGCAAAACUCGGGUAGCUAACAAGUGAGCCAUGCCACAUGCCCUGGGGAGAUCACAUGCUCGUGUCUCUUUUAUUACCAUAUUACUUUCUAAAAUAUACUUUAUAUGUAAUAAGAAAUAGGAAAUAUACUAAUUUCUAAGGAUUCAUAUUAAAAAUUGUUGACAUUUCUAUAAGUGGUGGAGUAUAACUGCAGUGAAAAGGCUUUAAAUAAUUCUAGUUGAUGUUUCACGUUUGUAGAAGACAAUAGAUUCUCAAAUUGUUAAUUUCUUUAUCUACCUUCCUUUGACUAGACCAUUUCUGUCAAUUUUUAUCAUUAUGGCAAAAGACCAAAUUUUAUUAAACCAUUUUCUGUUGGAGUUGUCGGAGGAUGCCAUUUGUCUGCUUUCAUUAUUUGGACAGCAGUUAGCAUUACUCCUGGGACCCAGGUGGCACUGUGGUUAAACCACUGAGCCUAGGGCUUGCUGAUCAGAAGGUCGGCGGUUCGAAUCCCUGUGACGGGGUGAGCUCCUGUUGCUUGGUCCCAGCUCCUGCCAACCUAGCAGUUCGAAAGCACGUCAAAAUGCAAGUAGAUAAAUAGGAACUGCUACAGCGGGAAGGUAAACGGCGUUUCCAUGUGCUGCUCUGGUUUGCCAGAAGCGGCUUUGUCAUGCUGGCCACAUGACCUGGAAGCUAUACGCCGGCUCCCUCGGCCAAUAAUGCGAGAUGAGCGUGCAACCCCAGAGUCGGUCACGACUGGACCUAAUGGUCAGGGGUCCCUUUACCUUUACCUUAGCAUUACUCCUAGUAAUUUUUUUGUGUUCUUUCUGUUAGACCCUUCUUAGCUUCCACUAAUUUAUCUAGGGCAGCCAUCCCCAAACUACGGCCCUCCAGAUGUUUUGGCCUACAACUCCCAUGAUCCCUAGCUAAGAGGACCAGGGGUCAGGGAUGAUGGGAAUUGUAGUCCAAAACAUCUGGAGGGCCGAAGUUUGGGGAUGCCUGAUCUAGGAAAAAUGAUAAACUGCUUAAGCAGAAAAAUCUCUAUGCAGUGUACACAAUAAUUAUCAAUAAAACAAUGAUGGAAAAUAUUUUAUCUGGGUUUUAACAUACUGUGUAGUGCACCUUCCCCCAGUGUUUUAAAAGCCUUUAAAGAUUUUCUUUCCGCUGUGUCCAGUUUUGUGAUCUUGUUUCAUUUCACCUUUGUCAACUGUCAAUAGAAUCAGGUUUACUCAGGUACCCUCAUAUCUUGUAGCUUGCCUGGGCCUCAUUUCCCCCCAUACUUAAUGCUGAAAUACCUACUUUUCCAAGGGACCAUUCUGUAAACAAGACACUAGAGAAUCAUGGACGUGACAUCAAAGUAGACUCAGAAGGGUGGGCAAUUUAUUCCAGACUCUGUUAUCUGCUGACCCGGCAUACAAGGGAUUUCCCCUUUUGGUGCAUCUGUUUCCCCUUCAGUUAUUUGAGUCGGAUGUAUGAAGAGAGGACCCUUGUGGGCUCUGUAUCUGAGCAAAGGACCCCAGAAUUGUACUAUGGCAACCGACAUGCAUAAUGAAAAGGUCAUGCUGCAUAUAGGCUUAUAUGCCUUCUGCGGAAAUACUUCCAUCCAAUUAAUAUAAAAUUUGCACAGCAACGUGGAAAAGAAUGCAACAGAUCCACAGCUGAGUGUAUUAGUUUGUUCCAUUCAUAGAAGUUUCAUGAUCACGUAGUAUACCAGGGUUCCCCCCCUUUUUUCCUUUGUUUUCUUCUAAAGGUGUGCACUUUAUAUUUUAGGCAUACAGAAUUUUUUUCCCAAGUGUGAAUGCGAUAAAGAGGUGUUUGAAAACAUUUACGUAUUACGUAUCAGAGGUGCACUCCCGAGGAUAGGCUUGGGACUAUAUAUAGUGUGUUUAAGCACAUAGAAUAGCAAUAUAAUAAAUGUAUGUGAGAAGAAGAGGCUACAGAUGUUUGGAGGUCAUCACUUUUUCUAGACCUCCAUUUGUCGUGUGGUUACUUAAAAUCAGGUUGGUUUGUAAUAAGAUUGUGCUUUCCCACAACUUGAUAAUGAAUGAGAGGAGCCAACCUGGAAUGUGUUACCGAGACCUGGGUGGGUGAGCUGGUUGAGGUAGACCCAAACCGCUGUGCUCGCCUGUGUGCUUGAUGUAGUAGCAUCAACAUAGGCUGGAGGGUUGGGGAGGGCUUUCUGCGGUCUGUAAAGAUUCCAUUGCCAGGAGACCUCUCCAUUCUCUGAGGGCCUGAAUCCGAUAUCCAGCUCAAGAGGUAGAUUGUGACCGCUGCUGGUGUACCGUCCAUUCUGCUGCUCAGCAGCCUCCCUGACUGAAUAGGCUUCCAGGCAAUCAGUGUACAGUUUUCAGCAGGGCUUUCCCACAAUCCUGAGCUUUUAAAAAAUAUUUUUAUUGAAAAGCCAGAUCUCUCCACACAUUGCUCCAUGGUGUCCAUCUGUUGGAUCUGUUCCACUGAAUAACUCAGAAGGGAUCACAAUGACUUCUUUGUAUAAAAUGGCUGAACCAAUAUGCUGGGGGUACAGCUUUGUGGGGUCACAGAACAAUUGCCCACUGCACCCUUGUAUGUAAUGUAUGUAAUCAGUGCUGGAUUUAUGUAUAAGCUAAACAAGCUAUAGCAAAAAAAUUAAAGCCAAAAAACAACCUUUAUGUACAUUUCCAAAAUAUAAGAUAAAAGACAAAUAAAAUAACACCUACAUACAGCAACAGUGUUUUGUGUUGUGUAUGGACCUAUUAGGUCCAUAAAUUAUCAUAUAGCAUAUAUUCAACACAAAAACAGUGACAAUUUGUUGUUGACCAAUCUAAAUCCACCUCUGUAUGUAAUAGCACUAAAACGUCCUCUUUGCUAGGACAUAGUGACUUCUGUUCUUAAUUUGGGAACAAUGCACAGGUCAUUAAUAUGUUACUUCAAAGAACUGAGUGUUCUUGAUCAAAAGCUUCCACAGCUUCAGAGAAGUGAAUAAUAUUGACCGCUAGGACAUUCCUAGCUCUUCCUGACUACUCUGGCUGCUCCACUCUUUUGACCUCUGAACCAGGAAGUACCCUUAGAACUUUUAGAAAGAGAAACAGUUUUGAAGAUUGAAUAUAUAGAAUUAACCACUAGGGAUGAGGGAGAAACUCGGUUCACUUCACUUUUUAAUGUGAACUAUCUAACUAUUGCUCCCUGAAUAUAUAUUUGGACUAAAAUGCACCUAUACUUUGAAAUCUGCAAUUUUGAAAUUUUGCAGUGCAAUUCUCAGAGUGAGUAAUUUGCGCAAAAAUGUGUACAUUAGUGAAAACAACAUACAAAAAAUAUUAGGAGGAAUUGCUUGCAAAAACACAUACAGUGGUCCCUCAACUUACGAAGUACUCGACUUACGAAAUUCGAGUUACGGAUGGAAAAAAAAUGUCCGCACGCUUACUUUUUUUCGACAUCCAAAAGGAAAACCGUUGCAGUUUAGAUGGGGUUUUUUCGACUUACGAAUUUUAGAUGUGGUUUACUCGGCUUACGAAAUUUUCAGGUUACAAUGCAUUCCUAUGAGAAACCACUUUUUUUGACUUACAAACUUUUCGACCUACGAAUGUGCAUUCGGAACGGAUUAAAUUCGUGAGUCGAGGGACCACUGUAUAUUGAGACAAAUGUGAACUUAAAUGCUGAUGAAUUUUCAUGAGAACAUUUUAUUAUUAUUUUCAUUGCAAACUGAUGUGGAAAUGUGCUGAACUGAAUUUAGUGUUGGAUAAAUGAGACAUCUGAAACUGACAGAUUCAUCCAUCCCUAUUAAUCACACCACCUAUAUUCCCCUUGGCACUGAAUGGUGUUUUAACUGUACCUCUUUGCUAUGAGGCUAAGCCCCACCAGAGACAGAAACCAGAAACAUAACCUGCAGAGUACUGAGGCAAGCCCAUUUCCUCAUUCCUUGUGGAAUUUGAGUUCACUGCCCCGAAUUUCACAGGAGUGGAUCAUAGAAAUCCAAAACGUUUGAAAGAUUUUCAUUGAAUGCUGCUUUAAAAUUCAUUCCUCCAUUAACUCCUGCAGUAGAAAGACCAUGGGAGUGGUUCUGGUUUACAAAAAGUAGAAUUUCACAAGAGUAGAACUUCCAUAUUUGAACGGUUGCAAAUAGCUCAAAAAGGAAAGGGCUGUUGUUUUUAAAAGAACUGUGAAUAAAACUAGUUUUAUUUCCUUAUUUUAAAAAUAAAAUUGGGACUCAACAUUACGUUGCAAUUGCAGUAUCUCAUGGUAGUUAGAAUUGCAGAAUCAUUAUUUCGUGUGAAUUUCCUCCACUAUUCCGCAGAAGGCAGGGGAUCUCAACUAGCUAAUUGCCAUUGCUAAUAUGGUGAUAUAAAUGCCAGCCCCAACUAACCUCUUUCUAAUAAUAUUUUAUUAUUAAAAUAUUCAAAUAAAAUGAAUAUUUAGUAAAUAUUCUCAUGAUGUCCUGAGAGAGAAGUAAAAAUGUGAACCUUCGUUACAACCAGCUAAUUUAUUGAUGCAGAAACUGUAUGGCCUAGGGUAGAAAUAAGAAUGCAGUUGUGUGUAUCAUGCAUUCAUCAAAACCUUAAUCAUUAUAAUUAAUUUGUUGAAUUUAUACCACUCCAUUCCACCCAAUGAGACUGGGGCAGCAAACAGAUGCACAAUUUAAAAACAAAAACAAAGCAAAACAUUGUAAAACAGUCAAAGCAUUCUAAAAAUAAUUACGGUACAAUUAAAAACUUCUAAAAUAUUCUAAAAGCAAUGCAUAGGGAAAAAAUACACAUUUUAAUAAUUGUGGAAUGAGAAACUGCUUAAGUACACAUUGCAGAUCAAAAUACUUUUGAGUUAAAAUGUUAGUCAUCCAAUGAUAAUUGGGGUUGCAAGGGGCAGUAGUCUUCCGUUACCAGAUGCCUUGGUAAACAGGAAUGUUUUCAAAUCAAAUUCCUCCUAGGGGAGGGCAUUCCAUAACUGGGGAGCCACCACUGAAAAGGCCCAGUCAUGGGUUUGUGCCACUGAGUGGCCCUGGUGGCCUCAAUGGAUGCUUUUAUGGUCCAAGGGCAAGGAGGUGCUGUAACUCAGGGCUGGGGGCAUUUUUAAAGGCUAAGGGCCACAUUUCUCAUGGGCAAUUUUAUGGGGACCGCAUUCCAGUGGUGGGUGGAGCCAGAAGCAAAAGUGGGAGGGGGGAUAUGGAUCUUGCCUUUGUACAAUAGGUUACAUUGCAGCCACACAAAAGUGAGAGAUUCCAGGCAGACCCUCCUCUCCAUCCUCAAAACUUUCCAUUAUCACAGUUCACAGACACAUUCCAGCUAAGUAAAAUCACACAAGGGUGUAGAGGAGGAGCCCAGUAAGAGGUGUGGCCAGGCAGGGUCGCCUCUAAGGGAAGGCUGGGUGGCCAGGGCGCCGGGCUGCCAGGGGGGCACCGCGGUGAGAAACGGGGCGGGGGGCCGCCGGAGCGAUCUCCGCACCACAGCGCCAGGGCGCCCGACAUGCUUAAGGCGGCUCUGUGGCCAGGACAGAGUCUGGGCCUGUGGUUCUUUACCCCUUCUGUAACUAAAUCUAAGCUCGGAGAUGUACUGUACCAGCGAAUGGUAGUGAGAUUUAGACUUUUGAGGCCCAGAGAUGGGUCUUCAAGGCACAUCCGUAGUCUUCCUGCCUAAAGGUGGGUUUUGUGAUGAUCAAAAGCUUGUUACUCUUAUCAGCCAAAACGUGAUAAGCAUGCAGUCAAAGGUCACUCUCAAUCUACUGUGGUUUGUUUGAUUUUCUGGGACUAGCACAGCCGGGCCAUUGGGGGAAAAUAGAUUUGGUGAUCAAGUUCAUUUUAUUGGGUGAGAAAAUUGUCCAGCUUCCUAAGUCAACACAAAUCUCGUCAGCGUUAGGCUUUCCUCCCAUGACAAAACCUUAGUGGCUUGAAUGUUUGCUUCAGGAAGCCAUAUGACACAGGAUGGGUGAAACUGUUUUUUGGCAUUGUGGGUGCUGAAAGGAAGCCCAUCCCCGUUGUUCCCCAUAGCUGAUGCUAGUUUUCCAAAGCAAAUAGGAAUGGCUGUUUAAAUACUGUCUCCUAUGAACAGUGGGAUUAUGGAAAAAAAGCUAAUGUUUUUUUUUUUGUACAUGAAGGGAGAAGGCAAGCAUUGUUUGGAGGUGGUAUGAGCUCCAUUUGGGACAGCUGCUUUCUGAGGUGCUUUUUGCUGUUACUGCUAUGAAUUGCCAAUAGAGCUUUCCUACUUCUUUUUUCAAACGGAUUAAAGGACCUCUGGCAGGCCCUGGUUUUUUCUGUUCAUGAGCUGACAGUGUUUUAACACGAGUCCACACUUAAAAUUUCCUUGUGGGAUCAGACCCAGUUCCCUCUUGUCCUGCUUUCUGUUCUGAGCUCCAAGCUGGUGCCUUUAGGUAAAAGCUCAUUUUGAUAACCAUUUUUUACAGGGCUCUAGCUUACAAAGGCAUUGCCACAUUCUGUGGCAGGGAAUUCCACAAUAUAGCUUUCCCAUUUUUGUGAAAGAGUAGAGUACUUCUGUCUGUCCUGAAUUUGGUACAAAACACCUUUUUUGUGGCACUGAGCUCUUACAUCACAAUAAAGAGAUUCCCUUUUCUUUUGUGGGUCUUUCUCUUUCUGUAUGGGUAUUAUUUAAGAAAAUGCAGGACCAAAAGCAGACAGCCUGAUUUUUAAUGCCUGAAGAUUUUUGUGGGUUGCAGCAUAAAUGAAACUACCAUGGUAAAACGCUGUUUGGCCCUGCUAAAAAGAUACAACUGAGCUGAGGGGACGUAACACCAUGGGGAUAAUUAAAACCUUAGGCCACGUCUGCCACCAUAAUGGACACAAAUUGUGCCUAACUAGCUCCAGGGCUAGUGUUGCGGUUGGGUGGGCACUUCCAGAAAGGGUACUUGUUUGCACAAAACUAUUCCACACUUUCUAGUGCAAUUAUCCCAAUUCUUUUUUUAACUGCAGAAAGUCCAAUAGGAAAAGUGAUGGAAAAUUGCACUGGAAAGUGCUGGGUAACAACCACUAGCCACAAGAAGAGGGCAUCAGGGCAAAGUUAAGCCCUAAAUGACUUACGAAGCACCCGAUACCUGAAAGGCUUCUUCCUUCCCUACAAACCUUCUCGGGUGCUAGGAAUGGCAAAAUUGGUUAUUCUUCUGUCUUUAGAGGCAGUUGCCCAGAACAGGGCAUUUGCUGUGGCAGCCCCUAAGUUGUGGGACUCCCUGCCCACAGAAGUACGCCUGGUAGCUUCAUCAUAUAGCUUCUGGUGAAUGCUAAAGACAUACCUCUUUAUCCUGGAUUUUCACACGAGCUGUAUAUUUUUAGGACCAACCUUAUUUUUGUGAUUAUAAGUUGUUUGAAACUGUUUUUAACAUGUUGUUUUAAUGUUGUAACCUGCUCUGAGACUUUAGGGUGAAGAGUGUGUAAUUAAUGCUAAUACUAAAUAAUCAGUGCUUUUUUCUGGGGGUAGGCAGGGGUACGAAUACCCCUAAACAUUUUGUGAAUCUUAAGUUUGACCUCAUUGAGGGGCAAUAUUUCAAUAUGAGUGGGAUGAUGACAGUACCCCUAAACAUUUUUUAAAAGAAAAAAGUGCUGCUAAUAAUACUAAUAAUAGCAGGCGAUGUCAUGCAACCUUCAUGCAAACAUGUUGGGACCAAUGCUCAAUUAGCAGGUGAUGUCAUAUAACCUCUGUGAGUUUUGUGCAAACAUAUCCAUUUGAAUGCUCAACAAACAUCCUGUCUGGAAGCUCCCUGUGUCUUUUAUCCAAACUGCUAUGUGAAGUAAUGGGGUUAUUGACCUGAACUGAUUUGGCAAAAUGAACAAGCCCCUAUUGCAGUGUUUGACCCACUUCCUGUCCCUGUCCCCUAACAAGAAUUUGGGUGUAAAUAUAUCUGAAAUGAAAUCUGAGGAGGAGGCGAUGGUGGGGGAACUUUGGGUGCUCUCUGGCACGAUGGUGAGGUAUUCCUAAAAUGUAAAAGGUUGUCCCAGAAGAGCUAACGGUACCAAAACAUUCUGCAGAGUUCUUGCUACCUUGUUUUUCAGCAAGCUGUGGCUAACUGACAUUUGUAAAUGUAUAGCCGUGAGAAGAGGGCGUCAGGGGUAAGGUGAGUUUGAUCAUUAGAGCAACAGUUGAGGUCUUUCGAGAAGUCACAGUCUGUCCUUUUCACUUGUUUAUUAUUGGGAAUGAAGGACAGCUGCAGCCCCUGUACACAAGAGAGGGUAAUACAACCAUUAUAUAAUUACAUGUUGGUAGCCCUCCCAGCUGGGAACUGCACAUUUAUAAAUAUUCUGCUGCCUAAGACUGUGGUUUGCUUUCUAAAUAACCAAGGGAAGGCAAAGAGGCAGGCUAUAAUUCCAGGAGGACUGGUUUCACCUAAGUGAGGCACAUGCACGCAUGCGCGCGCACACACACACACACACACACACAGUGUGUGUGUUUAUAUAGCUCACCAUCACAGUUUUGCUCCAGAAGCCACCAUGGAUGUUUUUUUGAAGAGAUUGCAUUCAUCAGUUUUUUGUCUGCCAAUGGAGGUUAAGCUGCACUUUCAUUAUAUUGGUUAACCUGGAUUAUUUCAGAAGCUGAUAAGGAGGAUUUGUGGAAAUUAUGAUUUCUUUUGUUUCUAUUUCUGGCUUGAGAUGAACUUGAGGUUUGGAGUCCUUAGUCUUAAUCUUCAUGUCCAAUUGGGAUCAUAGCUCCUUACGUUCUCUGUCAUAUCAGAUGUGCAUUCACAAGCCUUUCAUGGUAUGCACAUGUGUGAAGAAGCUAUUUUCUGCUGCAGCACCCUGGUGUGUGUAUUGUACAUGCAACAGAAUGCACAAGUGCAAUAUUGCAUCAGGUGAUCUAUUACUUGUGCACAUCGUUUCCUUUUACAGAACUGUUUUUAUUAAUAUAGAAUAUUACAGAUACUAUGUAUUUGUAUACAAAAUAUCAUACAGAUGAUAAAGAAUAAAAUGUGAAAUUUGAAAUACUAUUGAAAAUAUUUUAUAUAUGAAUAUAUCAUUAUUUGUCCCUCCCUACCUAGUUUCCCGCCUUUCAAUAUAAUUUAUUUUCUUCAUAUCCAGACAAUCAGUUAUGUAUCAUAUAUCUCUAAUGAUACAUAUGGAUUGAUCGAGUCUUGCCCUUUAUCAUUCCAAUAAAUAGUGAAACUCAAUUUAUCUGAAACUCUGGUUUCCCUCCAAAUUAUACAAAAUCCUUUGCCUUUUACACAAAUGCUCUCUUUGAAGGGAUUGAUUACAUUUGAAGCAGUCCCAAGGUAGUGCAAAAGGAAAAUGGGGAACUGCAAAAUCCAGUUCCUUCAAUCUUUCUGACUUUGAAUUGCCUUUGUAUCCUUAUUUUUACUGUCGUCCUGUCAAUUUCAGUGGUGAUAUAAUUGUGAUGAUUAAUUUUAGGAUAGCUGGGACAAGAAUUCAGUAGUGGGAAGAAAGGAAAAUUUCUUUUGCCUCCCACAGUGAAAAAUAUAGUUACAUGCCAACCCAAUCUCAGAGUGGUGAGAAAAUCCAGGGGUUCCACACAUUUACCCAGAUUCUGUUUCCUUGGAAUGAAGGUCAGUGGAGACACUGAUGUCUCUAUGAUAUACAGUUUUAUUUACACAUACAUAUGCAACCUGAGCAUAAGAUGGAGGGCCUCACACAGCAUCAACACCCCAACAGUAUCUGUUUUUUCCAGUGCCAUCAAGAUCAAGGAAGCCAAGAUCCGGGAUGGGAUAAAAUCAACAAUUUCCCCACUCCACUACAUGGUGCAACCUUCCCCAGUGCCUGAUAAUGAGCUACUUUGAAGCCAGGUUGAUCAUUUAACUUUCUGCCCUGAGUUUAUCCCCCCUCUUCCUUCCAAAAGCUGAUUGGGUUUUGAAAUCUGGGCUGAGGGAAAGGCGUAUGUAAGUGUUCUAAUUUCUUGGAGACUUGGUGGUCUGUAGUUGGAAGUAGAGAAAUUUGAUUCAGUUCACAUUUAAAGGCAAAUCUAUCUAAGUUGAGUUUUCCAAAACAAUACAUGAAUUGAAACACAACGGUCCUGCAAAAUUUGCACUUCUCUGAAUCUGGCAAUUCAGUUCCCCAGCCAAGUAAUGUAUAACAACAACAACAACAGGAGCAACAACAACAUUUUUAUUUAUUUAUACCUCUUGCAUCUGGCUGGGUUGUCCCAGCCACUUUGGGCAGCUUCCAACACAAAAACAUAAUAAAAAAUGAAACAUUAAUUGUAACAAUCUGAUCCAAUAUUAAAGUCACAAUAACUUUAAAAUAAACAACUUAUAUCAAAUAUAUACAUAUAUCAAAAAGCAUAUACAAGUGUUACAUGUGCUUAAAAUGUACACGUUAGUGAAAAUAACAUGCAAAAACACAUUAUAUUAGGAAAACAUUCUUUGCAGAAAGGUGUAUAUUAGGGGAAAUUGUCUACACUAAAAUUCUGGUGCAUUUUUUGAAGGCUUUAAAAAAUAAUAGUUGGAAACUGACCUGGAAAUGUGGAGAGCCAAACUUAAGAAAAAUGAGAAAAUCAGAUAAUUUGAAAAUGAUGGCUUCUACCAUCUGUAGCUGCAAAACAAAAAUCCAGCAGCCACUUGAAAAUCUGGACUAGGAGAGCCUGGUAAGGCUGAAUAACUGCCAAAUGGAGGCUAUGAUCAGGCAUAGCAAUUAGCAACUAGGCAAUUAGAACUGCCAUACACCAUAAGCUUUUUUUAAAAAGUGGCUGUCCUGUGGUUAGCAAUCAUGAAAGCAGAACAGAUCCUGUCAUCUCCAAAAAUAUUUUGGAAGCUCAAAAUCUAUUGUGGCAUUGUUAAUAGGAGGCAGGGCUUGGAGUAUGUGUUCAAUGGAACUUCCAAGUAAAGAAAAAAGGAGAGUAUUGUAGCACCUUAAAGACUUAACAAAUUUGUGAUGACAUAAGCUUUUGUGGCCUGCAAGUUGCUUCAGCAGAUAAAUGAAGAUAAACAAAUAACUGUGCCUAGAGCUCAUUUUACACCUUCAGUUUAUUUAUCUGGCUGCAAUGGUGUGAAUGGGAGGCUUUUUGCCACCUAUGCUCAUCUCUCUGCCAGAGAGGAACUUCGUAAUACAGUUUUCACGAUUGUGUGCUUUGUUCGGUACCAGAUAAGCAUUUGCUGAGGAUGAUGUUGAACAAUUUGCUGAGGCGGCUGUUCACAUAGAUACUACUGUACCCAAAGUUCUACAGAGUGUGUUAAUUUUUACAAAUAGGCUAAUUAAAUUCAUUUGCUCCUAUCUUGAGAAAGAUGGUUGUUGUUGUUUAGUCGUUUAGUCGUGUCCGACUCUUCGUGACCCCAUGGACCAGAGCACGCCAGGCUCUCCUGUCUUCCACUGCCUCCCGCAGUUUGGUCAAACUCAUGUUCGUAGCUUCGAGAACACUGUCCAACCAUCUUGUCCUCUGUCGUCCCCUUCUCCUAGUGCCCUCAAUCUUUCCCAACAUCAGGGUCUUUUCCAAGGAUUCUUCUCUUCUCAUGAGGUGGCCAAAGUAUUGGAGCCUCAGGUUCAGGAUCUGUCCUUCCAGUGAGCACUCAGGGCUGAUUUCCUGAGAUGGUUAACAAUUUCCAAAGUGCCAUUCUGUUGUGUGUUGCCUACCUGCCAUGGCUGUUGUUUGAAUCAGAAUCGCCUGAAUUAGAGUUUGUGCUGGUAUGCCACAGUACCCUAGAUGUUUGAUAGUUCUAGCAGUAUUUUCAACUGUUGAUAGUGCAAACCAAAGGGAUGUUGGGCCUUCCAGUGGUAUUUGCAUGGUAGUUUGAAAAAAGUGAUGUUUGACUUUGCUCAGACAGCUAACAGUGAUUUCUUUUAAAAAUUAUUGAGUUGUCCAAUUAUUUCUGUCACAGACAAAAUAUUUAUUAAUCCAGGAGAAGCUUCUGUUAGCAGAAAGGGGUAUGUGAGGUAAUUUUACACUGAUGCCCUUGCUGCAAUCUGCUCCAGAAUAUCUGUGGAGGGGACAUCUAGAAACAGUGUGGAAGGCAGUAUGAGAGACAAUAGGAGAAUUUAUAAACAUCUCCCCAACCCAGCUUCAGUCAAAGAGCCUUCUGUCAUGGAUCUGUACAUGCUGCCAUGAUUAACAGGAAGCCAUGAAAGAGUCAGAAGCUGGAAAGAGGAAGCUACUACUUAAAGGCACAAUAACCCUGAAAGCCCGGUAUAGUGUUUUGCUUGCUCAUACUGAAAAGGCUUGCACUACAAUUGUGCUGUGAAUAAUAGGGGGAAAAUCACCAGGGGGACAGGACAACAAUACCACAGAAAACAAUGGAAUGCAACUGCUCGAUAAUUAUGCCAUUUGUGUUUUUGUUGUUGCUUAUAAACAGUGAGUGAGCAAGGAAUGGCAAUUUCAGACUAAAUUGCUAAUGCAGAAGGCAAGCAGCCAACCACAUGCUUAUAUUCCAAUAGCCGGCAUCUCCCAAUCUAAGGGAAUGGGAUACAGAUACAGGAUAAAAUUUUCUCAGUUUACUUUGUCUCAAGAGGACAUAGAUUUGCACAGAAUUUAUAUAUGCUAAUUUUAGAUGCAUAGAUGCAUCUAAAUAAUUGGUAUAAUUUAAACAGAAAUACUGUGAAUCUCAUCAUAGUGUGCAUGCUCAGUCUUCUGUCCAGGUACUAACUGUUGAUGGUCCCUGAACUUUCUUUUCAUGGUUCUUUAUCUUGAAACUAGACUUAGCCCUUUGCCUCUGUAAAGCAGGACAUAUCCAGCUAAGGAUUUCUGCAUGUGCAAUGGAACUUCUUUUUACCCCCUCUUUUUACUCUCCGUCCUCCCUAAAUCUGCUCUGGAGGGUUGGGAAUAACCCCAAAUUUAGUGGGGCAGGUGGGUGGAGUGGGGAAUUCCACUGUACAAGCAGAAAUCCUUGUGGUGACUGAAAGAAUUACUUGGAUACUGUCCAUGGCCAUACUAUACCAAACAGAACUAGAAGCAGCAACCUUGUCCAGCGGUGAACCUUGGUGGUCUCAAAUUUUGGUGACACCCUCACCUCUCACCUUCCAUUCUACAUCAUUGUUGUGGCUUCUCCUGCAGCACCCUCGAGCCUCUGCACCCAGUGCAACCAAACCGGUUAUGAUUCCCCAAAUCCACCUCUGCCUUGUUACUCACUCAUGCUGUGUUACCUCCAGUCAGGGACUUUCAGCCUCAGUCUGCGUUUCUUGGCUUUCCUUUUCCAGCAGUCAACAGUCUCUUCCUGCACAGAGGAGGAGGCAUGGCUGCAGGAAAAACAGGGAAAGAUGUUUAGCUGAGCCAUGUUCAUCUGCUCUCAGACGACUGCUCCAAUUCUCCCUGGCUGGUGGCAGCACCGAGCAACUCCCCCCUAAGUGCAUGCUUGUGUUACAGGGAUUUCAUUGCAGCAGGAGGGCAGAGGAGAAAUAGUUUGUUUACUUAGAUUUUGGCUUGGCAGUGCAUGCAUAUAGUUGUUGUUGGUUUUUAAACAUGAUCAAAAAUUUGGGCUUUCAGGGGUGGGUGGGACAGUGAGUGAUUAAUAUGUGACAGGACUUGGGCAAUCUUGGAUGCCCUGGGCAAAUUGGGGACAGUGGAACAGGUGUUAAUGUGCAUUAGUUUUUAGCAUGACUGCUAAGUGGAAACAGGGUUGACUUUUUUUGCACACACAUCUGGCAACUGGCUCAGCUGGACCAGGUAGGCAAUCCUGUCUGUCGGGAAUCCUAAGCCAAGAAUAGGCACUAGAAUUCUCUAUAAUGUGCCAAGGUUUUUCAGUGCACAAGGUGAUGUGGAACAGCCAUGCUCAAUAUUACUUGGUGUAUUUUUUAAAACCAUUUAUUCCUUUGAAACAUCACGGAUUUGUGCGUGGAUGUUUUAGGAAGGGAUGAAGAAGCUCCAAGGAGUCUGUGUCUCAGGUAGCCAGAGAUUUUAUUGACUUCAUAGCAUUAGGAGAUGCAAUGGUGGAAAAUGAGGUCUGCUACUCAUAUAGGUCUUCCUACUUCAUUUGGGGGGCUUUAUCUUUCAGGAUCUGCCGCCCACCCAGAGCGGUAAUGUUUUCACUGUACUGAAUAUCUGAGCUGCUUCUGACUAUGGUAUUUCAAGCAUGGAAAGGAAAACAUUUGGCCUCUGACCCAACUGCUUGUUAACAACACAGCGGCCUACGUUGCUGAAAUGCCGCGGCUAAAACAGUCCUGGUGAUUCAGUUGCUCAUUGGCCUUGCCAUUCAAACUCCUGCCCUUAUUUGCAACGCUUCUCCAAUCUGCAGAGGCUGUGGCGCUGCUGCAGUGCCUAUUAAUGGGCUGCUUCUCCUUUUUGAGGCUGUGUGUCCUUGUCACAGAGACUAAGGGCCUCGAUGUCGCCUCUGUCUUCUGUCCAUUAGCUUGCUCAAAACAGAAAGGGCAGAACUUCACAGCUUGCUGUUGUGCUCAAAAAUGUUUAAAAAUUAGGAGCUACCUGACUCUGUUGCCCUGGGGGGAAACUUCAAUGAGAAGAUCAGCAGCAUCAGACAAAUGUCCGUGAUAGACAGUUUGCCUGUUGCUGCCAAUCUUCUUGUGCAAUGCGUAGUCACAAGAGAACAUUGAGUGUGAUCUAGGGCACACUUUCACACAGAUCACAGUUCAUGUGAUAUAGCAAUGAGGCUCAACAGGCCUAGCCAGUGUCUUACAUGAAUUUAGCACCCAUCCUAGAACACUCCCCCUUAUCCUCAGCAGGCAAGUAAAUGUGGAGAAGAGUUUCUGAAGGGCACCAAGGUGGUUUUUGUUUUGUUUUUUUAAACUACAUUAGUCAGACCUAAAGCAGUAAUGUCUCCUCAUUUUGGGCAAGAUGCUCUCAGUGAACUUACCCUCCUCAGUACUAUUGCUGUUAUCUGUCUGCAUGCUGUCUUCCUUUGAGUCCAAUCGGCUGGUCAUGGAAAGCUGGGAGGACACUCCACCAGAAAGCUGGGCAAGAACUUCAUUCUCUCUCUUAAACGAUGCAAAACAGGGGGAAAAACAACCACCCAAAAGUCCCGACUUUGUCCAGAUGCAACUAAGUUCAGUGCUGCCUAGUGAUAUAACUGUGUAACAACACUGACUUUUGUUUAAAGAAACAAUUAAAUAGCCACAGGUGAAUCUUCGGUUAGUUGAGAUAUUCAGCCGCUCAUUUCUAAAUCUUGAGAAGCAUUCUGAAUGACACAACUAGAGCGAGUGAUGAUCCGAGUCACAGUAUUGCUAUCGGUUGUACAAGGUGGCUGAUGCAGAAUCUCAGCAGGUGAACUUGGGUUUUGAGGUGCUGCUUGUGGCAUUUGGUCAGCGCUUGCCCACACAUGAGGCAGUCAGAAGCAGCUGCUGGGGUUGUGUAGCAAUGACAGUGGCAGCAGUUUCUUCUCAUGAGUUCCGGCGACAUCUUGCUGGAAGCCACUGCCACAGAGGGGAAUUCACCUUUGACUGGGGUCCAUCAACUUCCCAUUUCACCUCAGGUGGUGAAAUGGGGCAGACCGCCCCUGCAUUUGGUGACUGUACUUAUCAGAGUUAGGCAGAAGGUGUUUGUUUCCGUUAAGUAAUUCAGUCUCAGCAGAAUAUAAUGUGGGUGUUUCAUUCCACCUCCCUUGUAUAGGAGCUGGCGUUUGACAGGUCUCUUCUCCAUCAGUCUGUAUAUAAACUUUCUCUCCUGGCUCUAAAUGAAGUAGCUCUCAUAAUGUGUUGCUCUGGUUAUAUAAAGGCUCAUAACCUCUCAUAGCUUUGUAAUAUGAAGAAGCAACUUUUUCCAGGUCAGGUCACUUGGGAAUAAGAUUCUUAUCUAGGGUUCGAAUGGGUGUCUUGCCUUCCUAUUAGCAGCUCUGCUGGGCUAUAUCCAGAAGCUGUUGGUGGUGGUGUUGACCUGUAGCUUAAAAGAGCAACAUGUAGGUCAUUCUGUCUCAAGAUUUUCAUUGCCAUCUGUACUGCUGCCUCUGCUCACUGUUGGCUUGAGGAUAGUGAUGGCUAGUGGCAAUGCUGCAAAAGCUGUAAGGCGUCUGGAAUGACUGGAAUUCUGCUACUACAAACUGGAGUUUCAAAUGCAAGUUCAUCUGGAAUGCCAAAAUGAAGAAAAGUAUUUCUUCUGUUGUGCAAUUAUGUUGUGGCAGUUACUGCAAGGCAAAAAGCGUACCUCAAUGCACCUUGAAUACAGUGGUACCUCGGUUUAUGAACACAAUUGGUUCCGGAAGUCUGUUCAUAAACUGAAGCGUUCAUAAACUGAAGCGAACUUUCCCAUUGAAAGUAAUGGAAAGUGGAUUAAUCUGUUCCAGAUGGUCCGCGGAGUACUUAAACUGAAGUGUUCAUAAACUGAAGCAAACUUUCCCAUUGAAAAUAAUGGAAAGUAGAUUAAUCCGUUCCAGACGGGUCCGCGGAGUACUCAACCUGAAACGUACUUAACCCGAAGCAUGGGUGUAAUUGGUUCCGGAAGUCUGUUCAUAAACUGAAGCGAACUUUCCCAUUGAAAGUAAUGGAAAGUGAAUUAAUCUGUUCCAGAUGGGUCCGCGGCGUUCGUAAACCGAAAAUUCGUAAACCGAGGUGUUCAUAAACCGAGGUUCCACUGUAGUAGUCUACAACAACCAAAUAGUGUCAACCUUCGCGUUCACACAGGUUAACUACUAGCUUUUUCCAAGGCCUUUUAGAUAAGGAUGUGAUAAAAGUUCCUCCUAUUGUUUUGAUUUAUUUCUUCUGGAGUACUAACAGGGUAAGAUUUUGUAUUUUUCUAUCAUUUCCAAUACCAGCCACAAUACUGUGUGCUUGAUUUGCUUGUGGCAUUUGGUUAGAUAUUGAUUUCCCUGGUGAUAAAGAAGAUUUAUUUCCUCCUAGAUUGCGGUUCAGUGUUACAGUUCUGUUUUGUUAUGAGGCUUUCCAAUUCACUCAGUUCAGGCAGCAAAGUACUUUCUAGUCGACUUAGAAGCAUUGCUGAAAUGCUUAGGCCAUCCUGAUCUGAUUUAGUUUAAGACUUUUUGAUGUUCUGGAUUUCUGUGAGCAGUUGCAUUUGAAGCCUCUUCAGAGCCUGGUAGAGAAGUGUGCAAAGCAUUAAUGUAUGGUAAGCUUUAACUUCAUCCAUGUGGUGCUUUGUGUUUAGGUGAAAGCAAGCAAAUCUUUCUUUCCAUUCGGGAUUAUUAAGCUGAAGUUCACACUGGUGCAGGGAACUGUGCCGUUUUCUUUGUGUUGUUAGGAGUUUGUGAGUUUAAAAGUUGACUUCUGACACCGUAUCAAUGAAGGCUUAAGAAGACACCCCAGCCAGGAACUGAGACAAUAAUUUAAUUGUAUCUUUUGGCUCCAAGACAGAAGAGCAGCAGAAGGUGCCUAACUAAACCCAGAUACAACUAAGUCCAGUGCCACCUGGUGACAGAACUAUAUCAUGACACUAUCCAUACACUGUCCAGCCACCCAGAGGGAGGGGGUUAAGCAAGCAGGGGAUGUUUCUCCUCCUCCUGAUUGUUCACUUACAGGGGGAAAUUGAACAGGCAACAACAACAAUGAGGAGGAUUGGGACGAUCAGACACUCCAGUGGUUGGCAACAGGUCCCUUGUUCAGGUGUGGGCUUCAACAGGUACCCAGGACUCUAGACCUGAUAACUGGUGCUGGCGGGGGGUGGGUGGACAGUGCCCUUGCUGACAAGUAGCCCUGCAUAUCUGGACCCCUAUAGGAAAUUUUAGCAGAGCCGUACAUUUAGAAAAUAAAAUAAAGCUGAAGUCUUAAGCAUGCUUACUUGAAAGUUAACUUUGUCACACAAUAAAUAGGACUUGCUCCACAGAAUUAUGUUUAAGAUGGGAUAAUUAAAGUGUAUGUUCCAUUAUUUCUAUUUUAGAAAUGUAAUGCGGGGCAAAGGCCCCUACCUCCACGGAUGCUCUUUGUCCGUUCCUAGGUCGCCUCAAUCUCUCUCUCACACACCCCAGCACCUCCACUGUUCUGAAUGCUGGUGAAUGUCAGGUGAAUACUCAUCAGCCCUAGGUAAUGAACUUUCUGCUUAGGGGAUGCUAGCACAUUGGGGAAGGGCUGUAGCCUAGAAUAGACUAGUCUCCUUUCUGAUGUGCUAGCUUUUCACAGGCAGGGUAUUUUUAACGUGGGAGGAGUAUUCAGGCAUGCAGUUCCCUCUCCGCCCACCUGCUGCCUUAAGUGGUAAAGUAGUGCGAAGGCAAUAAAGCAUUUCACCACAACCACCCCUUGGAGUGUGAAUUUCCCCUAGUUAUCCCCUUUAUGUUGGUGCAAGACUAUCAGCAGGCCAUUUUUCAGCGUAGACUUAAACAUGCUUACUCAAGACUAAGACUUGCCAUUUCCCAGAGGGACUUGCUCCCUAGUAAACAUGUUUUCGGAUUAUAGCUUUAGUACUUGCAUGUUACAUGGAACAUGGAAAUGUGUAGAGUGAGGACUGUGGCUCCAGCAAGGACAGUUCCUGCAUCUUUUCCAUUUGCAAGGGUUGAUUCACAAGUUCCUUUUUAUAAACUAAAAAGUAUGUGUGUACACACUUGCACAUAGUGAUCAGGGGAUUUAGAGCCAUUGAUCCAUGUUAUCCAAGCUGAGUAAGCUGUGCAGGUUCUGGACCAUUGCCUGGAUGCAGUGGUGGGUUGGAUGAGGGCCAACCAGCUGAGGCUGAAUCCCGAUAAGGUAGAUAGAGGUCCUUUAGGUAGGUGUUUAUUGUACUCAGGAAUUAGAUGUGUAACCUGUUCCAGGUGAGGUUGCAUAGUGUGGGGUGCUUCUAGUUAAAGCCACAAUAUGAAAUCAUGAAAAAAGGGCAGAUAAAACAAUAUACAGUAAAUAUGGAAAAAGAAACAAGCCAGUACAGCAACAAAUGAAAACAAGUACUGAAAAGCUACACACACCCAAGCAGGUCUUUAGCUGUCAAUGGAAACUCAAAAGAGUCGGCACAAGCUCUGUCUCUGAAGAGAGGGCAUUCUAUAGUUGUACACUCUAUAGGCAGACUCGGGAGUAUUUCUUCCAUAGAUAACUUGACUGAGACCUGAUUUCUCCCCCCCCCCCCAUUUGCAUCUUCCACAGAGCAGAUUAUUUUUUGAGGUGAUAAUGGACUGUCAGUGGAGUGAGCAACUUCUGCUGUGCAAUGUGACUUCCCCUCUUCUCCCCCUCUGUGCACCCUAAAUCUGUUCUGGAGUUCCCCCCCUGGAUUUGGGGGUGGUGCGGAGUGUGCAGGGGUGAGGAGAGUGGGGACAAGUCCCACCAUCCAAGCAAAAUAAUCUUUUUCCCUUUCAGUAGCACCUUAGAGACCAACUAAGUUUGUCAUUGGUAUGAGCUUUUGUGUGCAUGCACACUUCUUCAGAUACCAUCUAAAGAAUUUUUUUUAUUUUGUUUCUACUACGUCAGACCAACACGGCUACCUAUCUGUAACAUCCAAGCAAAAGACAUUCCGCUCUCUCUCUCUCACACACACACACACACACUCACAUAUAUAAAAUCUCCCCACCAUUUUAUAUGUAACUUGCUCUGGGGCGCAAUAAGUAAAUAGAUAAUAUUUCUUAUGAAAGUGACCCCGCUUGGUGAGAGUUGACAUUUACCAUGUCAGGUAGCAUACCGGUAGUGCUGUGGUAAGUACCAUUUGUUCAUGGGGUGUUUGUGUGCACUGACAGAGCAAUUUUUAAAAUGAAAUUAAUGGGGUUUCAUGGUGACCUAACUUUUGACAGUUCCUUGGUAACGAGUCUGUGGGCAUACAAAGUCUCACACUUGUGCUGUACAAUUUGCAGUUUUUCUUCCUGAUGUUCUCUGCAAGAGCUUUCCUGGGCUCGUGGAGUCCUUACCUAAUAUAGCUCUCUUUGCAUAAGUGUGCACCUGUCACAGCCAUAGAUUGGAAUGGAGGGACUAGGCUGCUCAGAGCUCUUUCCUUGCCCUGCCUAUUUAGCCUGGCUAAGCACAUAGGAGGGACCCAGGUGGCGCUGUGGGUUAAACCACAGAGUCUAGGGCUUGCUGAUCAGAAGGUCGGCGGUUCGAAUCCCUGCAAUGGGGUGAGCUCCCAUUGCUUGGUCCCAGCUCCUGCCCACCUAGCACUUCGAAAGCACAUCAAAGUGCAAGUAGAUAAAUAGGGACCGCUCCGGUGGGAAGGUAAAUGGCGUUUCCGUGCGCUGCUCUGGUUCGCCAGAAGCAGCUUUGUCAUGCUGGCCACAUGACCCGGAAGCUGUCUGCGGACAAACGCUGGCUCCCUCGGCCUAUAGAGCAAGAUGAGCGCCGCAACCCCAGAGUCGGACAUGACUGGACCUGAUGGUCAGGGGCCCCCUUUACCUUUAAGCACAUAGGAGAGCACCAGCCUGCUGUGACUAAAUCCUAAAUGGAGGAAUUCCUUUCUUGUGGUGAAGGUUUCAGUAAGACCUGUCAAGGUCUGAGAAAAGCCUGAGUGUCACUAGCAAUCCACUUGACGCUUUGCCUCUCAGCAAGGGCUCAUGGAGGAUAUUGUUUUGUGUUUGUUUCCUUAGGGACCACCAUGCAAAAAUUGGGUGUUCCAGGCCUUUGGGUCAUAGCCAUACUUAAGAAUGGAAAGAGAGUGGUUGGCUGGUCUUUCAUUAGAGUUAGUACAGUAUUAGCCUGAGGACCUAUCACUUCUUAGGGUCACAGCAGGUUGAAGAAAUGCUGGUACCCUGACCACUAUGGCAGAUCCUGGAGGAUCUUGCAGAACUUGAUUGAGCAGAUUAUAUGCAAAGCCACGGCUCACUAUACUGUAUAGGUGUGGCUUGGUAGAUUCAUGGCCAGCAUCUCUUGCACUUUCAACAUUAAAAACCCUUUCUUUAAAAUAAGCAGGUACAUAAUUGGCUGUGCAAAAUACUUAUGGUCGGUCUGGCACUGGUAAAUACCAAUAGGAGCUGUGGCCUACUCCAGUCUGUUCAAAUUCAGUGGUUCCAGGGAAGCCUCCUUGCACAGAACUGUGUUCUGUGUUUAGUAACUGAAGCCUUCUAUGUUUUUCAUGGUUAUUUAAAGCCUCUGAUAAGCGAGGAGCUAAAGAUAGGCUCUUCAGCUGGCCCAAGGAACAUGUCACAGUGGGAGGCCUGCCUUGGGGUUCUCUCUGAAUCCCAAACACAAAGAGGAAGAUGUGGCUCAUAGCUUACAAGAGAGGGAGUGUGCUGAGUUUCUCCCUGGCAUUGGAAGCCAGCUGGGCAAGCCUUCUCACACAAGAGCCUUAUCUUCUUGCAGCAGGGCUUCCUAGAAUUUCUGGUUGUGAGCACGAAGGCUCCUGGCACUUAAAGCUGUUAGUGCCAGGAGCCCCUUGUCUCUUGCCUCCCCAGAAUGUCGCCUCCCUCCCACACCAUGCCCAAAUGUGAGACUUCUGGGUAUAAGUGAGUCAGUAUGUUUAUGAGCAGGGUAGCAGAAAGUGGUGAUUUUGCAACUGUGAGUGUCUGGGGCAAUAUUUGCCUUAAAACCAUUGGGAGCCCAAAUAGCAGUAAAAUAUUGUUACAGAAGGGGGUGGGAGAAUCCCCUUAAAUACGAAAAUUAAUAAAUGAUAGGAUUUGGGGUUAUUUGUGACAUGAAGAGACAAUAUCAGAUGCCUGGGUGGCCAAACUAGGGCCAUUAAGAGAGCCAUUGUGGGUUGUGAACAAGACAAUGGCACUUCUAGCCCCAGGUGUGACUAGAGACUGGAGAUUUGGAAGGUUGCCAGGGUAACUGCUUUAGGGGAGGGCAAGGGGCUUCUGGGAAGAAGAAAGGGGGAGAAAGAAGGACUGCCUCUAAUGCUUUAGGCCAUGCUGUAAGAUCUGGACCCCCUCCAUGCAGACUGAAGGUGUAAUUAUGUGAAUAAACCCAUAUUUCUUAAAGGUUGACAGUCUCCGCCAUGUCUUCCAUUCUCAAAAGGGACAUAGACAAUGUGUGUGUGCUUGUGGCCCCAUGCACUCCUGCCACUGCUUAGCAGAGAGAGCGGUGGGCACUGGGCUUUUAUAACAAUAUAUAACAGUGCAAAAUGAAAGAGAAAUUCAGUUUUUUUUCUGCAUACUGUAUACAUGUUUAAGGUAAAGGGUAAAGGGACCCCUGACCAUUAGGUCCAGUUGUGACCGACUCUGGGGUUGCGCGCUCAUCUCGCAUUAUUGGCCGAGGGAGCCGGCGUAUAGCUUCCAGGUCAUGUGGCCAGCAUGACAAAGCCGCUUCUGGCAAACCAGAGCAGCACAUGGAAACGCCGUUUACCUUCCCGCUGUAGCGGUUCCUAUUUAUCUACUUGCACUUUGACGUGCUUUCAAACUGCUAGGUUGGCAGGAGCUGGGACCAAGCAAUGGGAGCUCACCCCGUCACAGGGAUUCGAACCACUGACCUUCUGAUCAGCAAGCCCUAGGCUCAGUGGUUUAACCACAGCACCACCUGGGUCCCCGUAUCCAUGUUUAGGAUUGCGCUAUUAGUGUUGUUCACCUGUCAUUAUGAUGGCCCACAAGAAACCCCCCAAAUUCGCUAUUAGGGCAAAAUGUUGCAAAAUAAUGGGACACUUUGAUUGGAUCCAAGGGAAAAGGGAGCAAAUGUCCACCAACAAUUGUUAGUAGUUGCUCUAUGUACAGUAGUUCAUAGCAUCACUGAGUUAAAAGGAAUUCAGUUUGACCUAUAAUUAAAGUUUCACUGAAAGGUGCUAGUCCAGUUUUCUUUUUAAAACCUUAGGGGAUGAGAAUUCCAUCCAGAGGUGCAUGAAUUUCAAUUGUUUGGAAACAAAAAAUACUUGUUUGGCAGCCACUGUGUGUCUGAGAAGCCUGGUAGCUGUUUCUUCAAGGCAAAGUGCAGCAGACAUGUGUGAUUUGUAGGAAAGAAGCAACAGGCAAGAGAAGGGUGCUUCCCCCCAGUUGAAGAUUCCGCAGCGAGUCCUGCUGCUAUCACAAAGGAAGCGUCUUGGUUUCACUCCAUGCAAGAUUUCUUUUGUGAUAUUCAUUCAUUCAGUGCUUUGCCCCUCAACGAGGCCAAACUUAGAUUCACAGAAUGCUUAGGUGUAUGCGUACCCCUGCGUCCCCCCAGAAAAAAAGCACUGCAUGCAUUCAUUCAUAUUAAAUUGCUUGUUUCAUUUAUUAUGCCAAUGAACUGUGAAAGGGAAACAGUCAGAUUCUGGUUCCUGUGGAGUUUAAGGGCUGACAAUACUCCUAUUUUAAUAAUUUUUGUGCCCACUACUUUGAACUGAUACACAACAUGUGCAUUUUGUAGUUUGUCUUAGGAGCGCACGCACACAAAUAUCUUAUGAAGUAGCCCUCAUUUGUACAAAUGAACUUGGCAGGUACCAAAGACCAGAGGGUCUUUUUUAAAAAAAAUCCAAGUUCUAUUUCCAUUCCAAGGGAUGUGUUUAUAGAUAGCUGUGCCUUUACUAUAUGCAAACUCAUUAGGAACUCUGGGAGUAUAGUGCUCUAAUUGUUAACACAGAAAAGUUGGAGUUCCUUGUGUGAGAGGGGGUUAGUUUGAGUGUAGCUGCAUACCUGGCUCAAACCUCUAGCAUCUCUGGGGGAGGGCUGUGAGGGGAAAUUUUGACUGAACUUUGAGAAUCUCAGCUUACAUCCUAAAAUGGAAAGUUGUGUGUGUAGUGGUGGAUUUAAAAUGUUAUUUCCCUAUGUAUCCUGACUGUUUCUCAGUCACAGCUGGUUUAUUUUUUGUACCAUACUAACAACUUCACCAAAUGGUUCCAGGGUGGGUUACAAAAAAUGCCACAAUUAAAAGAAAUACUGUGUACAAUAAUAAAAUGAAAACACACCAAAAAACAACCAAUAUCAGAAUAAGGAAGCAGCAGCACAAAACAGCAAUGCACAGAAAUGCAGGAGGAAGGAAGACAACCACUCAGCAAAACGCCUGGGCAUAAAGAGUGUGUCUUGACUAGGGAUGGUGGAGAAUUUUGCAAUAAUCUAACUUGUUACUGAGCUCUGCAACAGCUCACUUACUAAGGGAAUCCAUUUCCACGUGAGUGCUAGUGACCUUGAACAAUAUUUUUUUUAAUCCUCUUUUUUUAAAAAAACAACAACAUUAACAACAGUAUUUUCAAACCCAGGAAAUUCUUAACAAUGAUAUGUUAUACUAACUACUGUGUUUGUUGCCAUAUUACCAUCUGAUUAGAUGUGCUAACAUGUGUAUUCCUUGAACUUGAUUUUAUUGAAGUGAUGGUGGUGGCCAUUAACAUUCAUUGUUGUGUUUCUUAUCCUAUUUCCCUACCUACAGUGUGUCUAUGUUUAAGGCAGUAGUGGGUAAUGGAAGCAUCUUUAAAAACACAAAUGGCUAAAAUCUGAAUGUAACAUUUUUUAUAUAAAAAUGCUUACCAGUACUUUUAUUUGUUUAUUUAUUUAUUUAUUUAUUUAUUUCACUCUUUUGUGUUUUCAAUCAUCUUGCUUGUGUUUUGGGUUCUGCUAUACAGGAUUUUGGGUUCUGCUAUAUAGGGACGCGGGUGGUGCUGUGGUUGAAACCACUGAGCCUAGGGCUUGCCGAUCGGAAGGUCGGCGGUUCAAAUCCCUGCAACGGGGUGAGCUCCCGUUGGUUGGUCCCAGCUCCUGCCAACCUAGCAGUUCGAAAGCACGUUGAAGUGUAAGUAGAUAAAUAGGUACCGCUCUGGGGGGGAAGGUAAAUGGCGUUUCCAUGCGCUGCUCUGGUUUCGUCAGAAGUGGCUUAGUCAUGCUGGCCACAUGACACAGAAAAACUGUCUGUGGACAAAUGCCGGCUCCUUCGGCCAGUAAAGCGAGAUGAGUGCCGCAACCUCAGAGUCGUUCACGACUGGACUUAACUGUCAGGGGUCCUUUACCUUUACCUUUUUAUACAGUAAUAGCCAAAGUAAAUUAUUCCCCCCCCCCCCGGGAAAAGUAAAUAAAGCAAGCUUUGCAAAGUGUGUGUGUGUGUGUGCGUGUGUGUGUGUGUGUGUGUGUGUUAUCCUCCAGUUUCUCUGCCAUAAUCCAAAAUAUUUUGCAGAUUAUCAUAUAUUCUUCUGCAUGUUGCUGUUCACAGCUUUGCAUGUAGGAAGGGAAAGUGAGGGAGAUGAUUGGAUUUGUUGUGGAAUUAUAAUGGUUGUUUCCCCGUUGGGAAUGCCUUGCUUAUGAUCUGUGUCAUUCACACAAAGACCAAUGACUUAAAAUCUUUUGAAAUAAAUAAUAAAUAAAAAAAUCAUCCAGUAGCACCUUAGAGAGCAGACUUAGAGACUUAGAGUUAGAAACUAAGUUUGUUCUGGGUAUAAGCUUUCGUGUGCAUGCACACGUCUUCACACUUCUACCUACCUGAAUUUAAAAUCUUUUGUUUUAUUUCCCACCUUAAGUAAAUAAGGUGGCAGGUCUGCCAUCAUGAUAUCCAUAAUGUAAGAGGUGGUCAUGCCUCUAAAACAAUGACAUUAUUUUCACAAAUCGCCAUACUGACUUGAGAUUAUACAAAUUUAACAAACCGCGAAUUGCAGUGGACCAAGCUUGAGUAAUGAUAACGCGAUCAAAAGAUGAACAGGUAGGGAACAGCAAACUACAUCCCUAGUCUUGAUCAAUCAUGAAAAACACGGUACAAAGUACACUUCAUAGGGGAAGUAAUUCCAUAACGUGGGGGCCACGACAAAGACCUUCCCUGCUACCAACCCUAAAACUACAGAAAGUGGUGGCACUACCAGCAAAACCUCCGCUGCUAAUAUUAACACCUGGGCAAAUCAGUGCAAGGUUUGAAGGUAUGGGAGGUGCCUCAGAUCUGGGGCAAAGAAACCAGGCAAUUAGUUUCCGCUGCCCCAGAUGCUUUGAGUGAUUGAAGUGGAACAGGAAGACCUCCUCCUGCUCCUGUUUGCUGGAGCAUCACCCACACAUCUCUGUACCGGCAGCAUUUGGGAGUGAUGGCAAAGUUUUUAAGUUCUUCUACUUAUUCCUGCAGGCAUGUCAAACCCAGCUAAAGUUGUAGGCGCAAGUAUGGGAAGGAGAAAAUGUGGCUCUUUUCAUUGACUCUGUGGGAGGUGCAGCGUAGACUUGCUGGCACUGGCAGCUCCCAACUCAUGGUGUUUGGGUUGUUUGUUUAGCCCCACCAGUGAUGUCUUGGUCACAUUUAAAAGAAUGAGCUAAGCAGCCUUGCAGUUUUGCAACUUCCUCUCCCCACGGCUGCUGAGCACUAAAUUAAAAGCGAGACCCUGAAAAAUGAGGAAAUGCCGGGUGCUGUGUGAGAACUGGAGAGAAAGAGCUUGUUUGGUUACAAGGCGAUGCCGCCGGUCACCUUUCUUUGGGAACUGUGAAAUUCUCUCCUCCUUUCUUUCUUCUUCCUGGCGCACUGAUCGCUAAGAAAGCCAUACCAAAGGGACAUCUGAACGAACACUUCCUCCCAUCCCAUAUGUGCCUUCCCAAUCCUUGAGGUCAUUGGAAGAGGCCCUAUUGUGGGUGCCCCGUCCAUCUAACAGUUGGGAUUUUAAGUGUCCCGUGGGAAACGUUGAUAGAUCCAAAAUACCCGCCAUGGCGUCGCGAAUUGGCUUGCGGAUGCAGCUCAUGCGAGAGCAAGUCCAACAAGAGGAGCAACGGGAGCGCAUGCAGCAGCAGGCAAUGAUGCAUUACAUGCAGCAACAGCAGCAGAUGCCAAUGGCUCCAACCCCUGCCAUCAACACACCAGUUCAUUUCCAGUCACCACCAUCUGUGCCAGGAGAAGUCUUAAAGGUUCAGUCCUUCCUGGAGAACCCUACCACAUACCACCUGCAACGGUCACGAGACAAGAAGGUCCAAGAAUUCCUGUCUGAAACCUAUGGGAACAAGUUUGCUCCGCUGCUCAGUGCUCCGUCUCCUAAGCCUCCUCCUUCUGUCUCGCCUGGCGUGAGGCCAAGCCAUGUCAUGCCCUCCUCCGCCGGCAACAGUACGCCCAACAGCCCAAUGGCAAUGCUCAACAUUGGCUCCAACCCAGAAAGGGAGAUAGAUGAUGUCAUUGAAGACAUAAUGCAGCUGACAACUACUGUGGGGUGCAUUAAUCCAGAAAUUCACAUGCCAAAUACUCUGCCAUUGUCCAGCAGCCACAUGAAUGUGUAUAGCAGUGAUCUUCAGAUGACACCCUCUGUGGUGGGCAUGACCAGCAGCUCCUGCCCAGCAGAUCUGACGCAGAAGAGAGAGCUCACGGAUGCAGAGAACCGUGCACUGGCUAAGGAACGCCAGAAGAAGGACAAUCACAAUCUGAUUGAAAGAAGACGAAGGUUCAACAUCAAUGAUCGCAUUAAGGAACUAGGAAUGCUGAUCCCCAAAGCAGGAGACCUGGAUGUGCGCUGGAACAAAGGGACAAUCCUGAAAGCCUCUGUUGAUUACAUCAGGAGGAUGCAGAAAGACUUGCAAAGGUCACGAGAUCUUGAGAAUCAUUCUCGGCACCUGGAAAUGGCAAACAAGCAGCUCUGGCUCCGCAUACAGGAGCUGGAGAUGCAGGCCCGAGUCCAUGGCCUACCAACUGCUUCACCUUCUGGCAUGAACAUGGCUGAACUUGCUCAGCAAGUUGUGAAGCAAGAAACCCCUGGAGAAGAGGACACAACAGAGAACCAACCUCCACCGCAGCCGCCACUCCAUCCUGAGCAGGAGGCUCAGCAGCGCCAGCCACACUUUGCUCCUCCGCAGUCCCCUUACCACCAGCUGGACUUCACUCAUGGCCUGAGCUUUGACGACAACUCAACAGGCUUCCAUGACCCUCUGGACCCCAGCCAAAACGUCUCCUUCCCUUCCCUGUCCAAGAAGGAGCUGGACUUGAUGCUGAUGGAGGAUACCAUGCUGCCCAUGGCGUCAGACCCCUUGUUCUCUGCCGUGUCCCCAGAAGCUUCAAAGGCUAGCAGUCGCAGAAGCAGCUUCAGCAUGGAGGACACAGAUAUGCUGUGAUGAGAAGCUUCUCUAAGGCAGAAAAGACUUGGAGUCAAAAGAUUGUUUGUUUGUUUUCUGAAGAUUCAUCCCUCUGCCUUAUCCCUGCAGGCUUACUCAAAGGGCAUAGGAGACUGAACAGAGAUGCCUCCUGAACUAGGAGAUUGUGUUUGUGUGCGUGCGUGGGGUAGGAAAUGCUCUGCACAAAGCUCACCCCAGCUCUUGGAAUGUUACCCCCAAGUUUCUCUUCUGCCUUGAUUUGCCAAAAACACACACAAACCCAAGCAGCCUUGCCUCCUCUGCCAUGACCACGGGAUGAUCAUGGUUUUCUUAUGGCCCCUUUAUGGCCUUUCAGAUCCCUGCAGGUGUAUCUCAGGGCCCUGUGCCUUUAAUACUACGUGUCCUGCAGAUCCACUUUGAGCAUUUAUGCAACAAUGUGAUUUUAGUGUUGGGUGGCAGCUUGUCCUGUUUGAGAAGCAGCUUUAACCAAGGCUUGGUGCUAAUCUCUUUUUCUUCUUGAGGACUAGCACAUCCCUUAAGCCUCACUGUGCCCCCACUCCUUUUUAACCACCGCCUUAUGAGAAACUGUUUUUUCUUAAAGGCGGGAUAUAAGUUCGCUAAAUAAAUAAAAUUCCUGCCGUCAUGCCGACGGGAGUAAUGGCCUGCUCCCAUAUUGGGGCUCCUUUCUUUAUACAGUGGUAUCUCUGGUUGUGAACGCUCCGGGUUAUGAGCUCUGCGAACCCGGAAGUAGCCGCUCCUGGUUGCCUUUGCCCCAGGAUGUGAGCGGAAAUCGCAUGGCAGAGGCGCCAUUAGCUAAAGCGUGUCUCAGGUUGAGAACCGUUUCCGGACAUGAACUGACCUCCGGAACAGAUUCUGUCCGUAACCAGUGGUACCACUGUACAGGGCAGGGAUAGACCCUGCAAAAGAUUGUGGUGCUACCACUUAGCAGUGUAGUGCGAUGGGUGGUGAUUUUGUAUCAAUUCUUUGGAGAGAUGGAAGGAUAAUGUGAUUGCUCUUGCAGAGCUUUUGCUAAAGUCAGAAGCCCAAGUGGGAUAAUGGCAGCCUUAAUUAACUUUUUAAUGGCUUUCAAAAUGCGCACUCCAUUAGAUUUCAACUAGACCUGAGUUGUCCAAAGCUCAGCGUGUUGAUGGCUAAUUUUGGCUUGUGUCCAUCCUCCAUUUUAAUCUUUUUGACUGUCAUCCUACAUAGUCAUACAAAGUGCAUGUGUGCACCUCAAUAUAUUUCAAACUAUUGCCAUCAUUCACCUAGCAAAAUGGGUAAGCUGUCUUUCCAUUUAAACCCAUUGCUAGCUGCAACAAAAAAAUCUUGCAAAGUAUCUCCAGCUGCAUGUUUGCUUCUCCCCCACCACCCGUGUGUAUGGCAGUUGAGGACUGAGGCCACAGCCCAUCAAUCUAGCUGGUAGCAGCUCAUUCUGUUGCCCCUUCAUGCUGGAUGUCAUACAUCAGUAACUUUGCUACAGAUGAAUACAUUUUUUUAGAACCUUACAAAUUCCAUCCUGUGUCCCUAAGCCCUCCUUGUCCCGGAAAGGAGCUCAAAGAAUCUUCCUUUGCACCAGUUUAAUUAAGCUUCUUCAGCUAAGCUAGUGCAAACUCUAGUGUCGUUCUGAGCGCAUUUGUUUUAAACUGAUUUUAAUAUUGUCUUUUUAAAUUGCUGUAACCUGCCCCUGGGAGCUUAUGGCAAAGGGCGAGUAAGAAAUCAAAUUAAUCAUAAUAAUAACAAUACAUACAUACAUUCACUCACUCAUGCCUCUUUAUUUUGGAAUGUAUGUGUCACUCUCCCACUACAUCACUACAUGUGCAAAUGUCUGGUGUGCCUAUUUCCUUUUAAGUGGUUAACACAAGUUGGUAGUUUGCACAUGGACUUACACAACUCUCCUGACCUUGCAUUUCCUAUCUUGGACACCCUCUUAUACAAUUCAAAUUAAGAUAGAGACAUUGCAGCAGGGAACCUUCUUUCCCCCCUAUUGUCAAACAAUGUAUGAAUGAGAAAUUUUAUCAGUCCUGAAGGUGUGUGCCUUGGUUUACUGCACAGCUUUAUUUGAGUGUUUUGGCAACUGCUAUCUCCUAGAACUGAUAAGAUCACCAGCUGUUUCUUUUUGCAGCCUAUGUUCCCUGCAUCUCACUCUUCCAGGCAGUCUUGGGCAGGUCUCAGAGUAACUAGAUUUUAUGCCUACCAUCAGUGCUUCAAUGUCUCAGGGCAUUUUGGUCAGGGCUCAAUAAUCCUUCCAGUCACUUAGGAAUUGUGGUGCAUUGCAGGUCCAGCCCAUUAGUGCCUGACAUUAUCUGUCCUUGACCAGCCCCUGGUAGCUGUGGCUGAAUUGUCUGCUCUACAUUUCUUCAGCCCCACUGGUAACUCAGGAAGUUCAAAACAAGCGAGGACCUCCUUUCUGCCUGCUUGGCACCUUGUAUGUUGCAUCAGAUGAAAAUCCUCUGUUGCACUGCGAGCUGAUUCACGUGUACAUUGCACAGAAACUUGGCCUGAUGUUUUUGGCAAGAGCAAUAUGCUUGGUGGUGCUUGAAUGUAAGUAAUCACAGAUGGAUCAAUGUUCAGUGGCCUUAGGGUAGAUUGCUACCACAGGGCUUGUAAACAUGGGUCUGAGCACUUUUGCCUUCGUCCCUUUCCCUUGGAAAACCCGCUCUUUAACACUAAAUUGGAACAAAUAGCAAUCUGUGGAAGACCUGGUUGCUGUUUGUUCUGAUUCUGUGCUAAACCAUGGCUUUUCCCUGGCGGGAAGUGGCAGGGCAAAUGGAGUCAUGGAUGAGCCUCUAGUGUCAUCAAGCCUGUGAAGUUAGGAGACUUUGGCUCCAACUGAAUCUCAGUUCCUUGGUUAAGUUGCUGUGUGUGUGUGUGAUAGAGAUAUCUUGGAGAAGCAAGUGGAAACAUCUAGUCGCAUGGGGACAGGGUCAUGUUGUGUUUGUGAGCCUGGGGAAGUGUCAAGUGAUGCUGUUCGGAUUAUUAAAUUUAGCUUCUUUACUCUGCUCUAGUCUUUUUGGACUUGCAGUGUGCAUGCCGUAACGGUAUCCAGCAUCUGCUUCUCAUUUUGGAUCUACGGAGAAAGGAAGCUCUUGACUUCUUCUCAGAAUGCUUAUUGACAUAUUUAGAGAGCCCAUGGUUUAGUGGAAGAGCUUGUGCUCUGCAUGCAAAAGAUCCCCAAAGGGUCAAGUAGGAGGUGAUGAAGAGCCUUCUUCUGCUAGUCAGAACAGACAAGACUUGAACUAGAUGGACCAUAGUAUCUGACCUGGUUAUAUGGCAACUUCCUCUAUUAAACAACUGAGGAAAAACCCGAAUGAAAGGGAACUAACUUUAGCAUUUCAGGUAACAGCUUCCUUUUCUCUGAAACAAUUUUUUUUGGGAUAGAGAUUUCAAUUCCAUAACCAUGAGCCAUCUACCAAAGAGCCAUCAGCAUAUUCCUUUGAGACAAAGCAGUGCCUUCAGUUUCCUGUGGUUCUGUAGUUUUAUAGGGUCUUUCUGCACAAUCGGUCCAACAAAGUCCUAGCUGUAUCUUUAGCUAUUUAUGAUGCUCUUGCAAGUCCUCCCCACCCACCUUCUUACAGUGUUCCAUCUGCGCCCUCUAGAAUAUCUCUUUUAAUAUUUCUGUGGUAGUUUUUGUUAUGUGCACGGUACUACAGAUCCCUGCAUGGGUUAUGUGGACUCCCUGGGGGUCCGUGGACCACCAAUUGGCAACCACUGAUGUAGGAGAUGCACUUUCCUCUGCCCACAGCAACCACAGCCUUUGCUGUAAUGGAAGAAGGUUGCACUAGUAUAAUGGUACACAUCUUGGAAGAUGCUUGUGACAUAAUUGCAACCAACACAAUUCUGUCUUUGCAACCAACACAAUAAUUGCAACCAACACAAUGCUAUUUUAUUUUCCUCCCUUUAAAUGUAUUUUUCUUCAAAGGUCUAGCACAUUUCCUCCCCCUCCCCCACUAUUUUCUUUUCUUUUCUUUUUUUACAUCAUUCCCCACAGUAAGGCAACUUCUCCUGCUUUGCCCAUAAAGGGGGAUGUGGAUUAUAGUGCCUGGUGGUGCUGGACUAGGGCUUGUGUUGCUUUGGUAAUUAAUGUAGCAAGUACUGAUUUAGUCAUCCAGAAGAACAUACCUAGACAUGCAGCCAUGUGAGACCAAAACCAGUCGGACUUGAUUUUGCACCAUAGUGCAUUUUGCAAAGUUGGAAUAUUUGUAUCAUGAAAUAUAUAUUCGGCAGAUUUCCUAAAGAGGAAUUUGGUAGAACCAAGUAUGGUCUAGAUGACAACCUAAGGCAGCCUUCAAUUAACCUGGUGCUCUCCAGAUGUUUUGGAUCCUGAUUCCCAGCCAGCCAGCAUGGCUGCUGGGAGUUGUAGUCCAAAACACCAGGUUAGGGAAGACUGGCCUAGACUUUCAUAAACCACCACCCCCUUUCCGUUGUUCUUUGCUAACAUAUGUACAGUAGUUCCAUAACUAUUGGUUUAUUUCAAGUGUCUGUGGAAGGAUCGCGGGCAUUAGAAGUAGGUCCUUUGAGAACAGUUUGUACACUGUUGGACUAGAAAGUAUUGUGUACUCCUGCCAAAGGCCAAUGGGUGUGCAAGCUGUGUUAUCUGCAGUAAAAUGUAUGGCAACUUGAAUGCAAGCGUUCAGUGCAUGUUGUGAGUUUGAGGGGAAAUUUUGAAAAUGCAGGUGAUAUUAGAAACCCUGUUUGGGGGCAAAAGGAGAACAUAAGGUUGGAUUGGUGCUUUACAAUCAAUUGUAAAUGUAUUAAGCAUGUAAUAAUAUGUAUUAAGAAAAAGCUUCUGUUUGUACAAAGACUAUAUUGGUAGGAUCUGCACCAGUUAUAGCACAGAUACCUGAAAAAGACUGAGUGGGGGAGGAAUAGAGAAAAUGACUUAUUGGAAGGUUCUUUCUCAAUUCAUUAUAUUACAUGUUAGAACUCUCAAGUUCAUGAAGUGCUUCUGCAGAGACAGGAUGCGGUUAUUAUAUGCAUUAUGCAGUGUGCUUGAUUUACAAGAUAUAGGUAUAGGAUGUGAAUGUAAUAUUUGUUCAAAAAGCCUGUGGUUUUCAGCCUCUUUUCUUCUCAGGAUUUUAAACUAUGGCAUAUUUGUAUUUCUUCCUUAUCUGGGACAGAAAAAUCAUGUUAUCUGCAAAACUAGAGCUUAAAAAACCCCAAAACCCAGUCUGGGCUAUUAGGUCUAACAUUUACAAUCCUGAGCCCGUUUACUCAGAUGUAAGUCCCCUUAAGUCCAAUGGGACAUACUUCCAAGUAAGUAUACAUAGGCUUGCACAAUCUAACAGUGAAACCCUGUGCCUGUUUAUUGAUAAAUCCCACUGUGUUCAUUGAGGCUUGCUCCUGGGUAUGUGUGCACAGGAUUGUAGCUUUAAUGACUGAUCUGUUUGUAAUCUUCAACUCAACAUGAUCCAGUAGGCUUUGAAAAACAUGUGAAUUUGGAGAUAGAAGCCAGAAUGUUUUCUCCCCCCCCCAAAAAAAAAUCUAGCAGUUUUUUUGAUGCCUCAGCUUGCAAAUAAGAUCAGUCUCAAGCAACUGAAAGGGACCUAAUUUUCAGAAAAUAUUGUACUCAUAAGUUCCUUUCUUUCAAAUAUUAGACUAUUGAGAUGUCUCAUGCUAGGUACUUGAAAUCAGUGGUCACAUUUCUUUAAACUUUGGGGGCAAAGAUUUUUAUAUGUUCUCUUUACCUUCGUUUCUAGUAUAUGCCAUGCACAGCAUGCUUUGUUGACUUAUAUGGUGAAGUUGUGUAUAUUGUAUACACGGCAAGGAUUAAUGAUAAACUAUGAAGUAUAUAUUAUAUAUGGCUCCCCACUGGAACAGAUAAAAGGUACUUUACCAAAAUCUCUUUCAGUGCGAGAAGUGAGGGGCUGGCCUUUUUUGAGAAUUAGUCACAAAUUUUUAAAAGAAUGUUGUUUUUAAUAAAACAAAGAAAAAGAAAAAUGCACCACGCUCUGAUUCUGAAAUGUUACUACUGUUUUAUAAAUAAAUGUAUAAAAUAAUGGACUGGAACAGAGGGGGGGAAAUCAUUAAAAUUUAUUUAUUUACAAUC